ACAGAGAGAGGAAAUCAAUGCGAAAUAAUCUUGAACGGUGUCUUCGUACUUAAUAGUGAUAAAAUAGUGAUAAAAACCAAGGUAGAAGACAGCGAGGCAGAAAAGCAAAGGCCCAGUUUUUUGUAUAAAUGGCUAUAUCUCUAUCUCUGUAUGCCUGUGUGGGGUGAGAGUUUUUUAUGCCAGAUCUCACUCUCUCUCUCUUGCAUGAGACAGAUCUCCCAAACCCAUCUACCUAGUUUCAAUUCUGGAACAGCUGGAACAGAUUUUGGGGAGAACACAUUAAGUGUUUUCAAUUUGUCUGAACAUAAAUAAAUAUCACAACCCCGAAGUUCAUACCCAGAAAGAAGGUACUAGUCUCUCUCUCUCUCUCUCUCUCUCUCUCUCUCUCUCUCGUUUUCUGAGCUGUAACAUUCUUUGCCAAGUUUUUAUUUUUCGCCAUUUGGGUUUUCUUUAAUUUUGUGCAGCAGAUCUGUUUUUGGACAAUGGGAUCCUUUCUUUUCUGUUUUGUGAUCUUAUUUUCAGCUGAUUGUUGUUACUGAACACAAGAUUUGGGUGUUCCCAAAUGGUUCUCCUAAGAAAAAUUGAAUCCCCUUCAUUUCUGUAUCCAAUUCCUAAGGUGUCAUUUUCUUUUAAUACAUCCACAUGGUGUAUACAUAUAAAGAGAAUCCUUUGCUUAAUUUCUUAGAUUUCAUCAUCCUUCUCAGAACUAUAUGCAAUUAUUUGGUGGGUAUGUUUUGGAGCUAUGUGCUUUUGGCUUCUGUUGGAUUGUUUCGGUGUGGAUUCUUCAGAAGAAAAACGAAAACACUGAACGGUUGGAAUCAACUGUCAAGUAAUACAAUGGUUUAUGAAAUUAUGAUGUCCUUAGCGGAAGGAGUUCUGUAGGGGAUAGAGAGCAGCUUGAGCAUUGUAAUCUUUAUUAUGCACAAAACCAAAGUCAUUGGCCCUGAGUAAAUUCUCCCAAUAAUUUACCACCUAACGGAUUUCAAGUUUGAAACUUUCUAGGUGCUAUCAAUUCUGGUGAUUCUGUGGAUAGUCCAUACAGGAACAAAUGGUAGUCCGUACGAGACUUUGUUCUGAUUUUAAGAAGCGCCGCUAGUGGGCGGUCUCAGGAAUUAGUCAAGUGACACUGAAGUUGCCAUAAAAGCAUUGUUUUAAGAUAUAAUGAGUUUUUAAUUCCUUCAAUGUUGAUGUGCCGUGUACGCAGGCUGCCAAUCUGUGUAGAUCUUGUAUCCUCGUGUUGGUGUGAUUGUUUUUUGCUUUUUUCUAUUGGAUUCUCAAUAUCAUAUUAUCUUCACACUGGAAAUAUAGAGAGUCUACCUGGAUGUAUAUAUACUUUUAUGUAUAUCUAAUGCUUUCUGCUCCAUGUGCUUUUGGCUUUUGCAUGGUUUGGUGACUGUUGAUUGGUUCAUUUUUCUUGCAACUUUUCCUGAUUUGGUGGGUGUGAGGGCCCCUCCUCAAUUGGGGUGACUUGGUUCAUUGGGGUGGGGCCCACUAUCAUGUGGGAAGGUAUAAAGGUUUAAGUGACAUGGAAAGGGGAGCAUGUCGGCAGUUGCUUUCAGAUUUUUUUCUAGUUUUUACAAGUUUUUCAAAGUCAUUUUACUGGUGGGUUUUGACCAUUAGAUCUGCAGUAAACCCCUUGUUUAAGUUGUUUUUGUUUUGACUUUGAUUGUUGCUUCUGGCUUAAUUUGCUUUCCCUUCUGUUUUCCUUUGCGUUUAGUGGAAUCAUAUACUCUUUGUCAACUGAUCCAUCUACAAACCACUCUUUUUCAUUAGUUGUGAUGCCGAUCUGGGAUUUUGCAAUUUGUGCAUCCUUGUGUUUUCCAUCAAUUGCUGAGGGGUUUUGAUUAAAAAGUAAUCAGUUCUUCAGCAGUUCAGCUAUAUAAUGAUCUAAAGUUCUUGCAUUGUUGUUAGAUUAUCUUUAAGAUUGUUGCUUGGUUCUGAGACAAUGAAGCACAAAGAUGGAAAGCCAUUUUCACACCCAGAUAAAAGUUCCAGGGUAGUCACCAUGGCGAUUCUGCUUGUUUUGCUAUGCGGGUUUUCAUUCUAUCUCGGUGGCAUAUUCUGUUCUGAGAAGGAUGGCUAUGUUUCUAAAGACAUUGCUGAAGAUGCUGAAUCUCAAUCUGAAAUCAAUGCUGGCUCUGGCCAUAUCCAAAUUAAGCCUAUUUCCUUCCCUGAGUGCAGCUCUGACUAUCAAGAUUACACUCCAUGCACUGAUCCAAAGAGGUGGAAGAAGUAUAGUGUUCAUCGGCUAUCUUUCUUGGAACGCCAUUGUCCUCCUGUAUUCGAGAAAAAGGAAUGCUUGGUUCCCCCACCAGAUGGGUACCAGACGCCAAUCAAAUGGCCGAAGAGUAGGGAUGAAUGUUGGUACAGGAAUGUUCCUUAUGAUUGGAUCAACAAGCAGAAGUCUAACCAGCACUGGCUGCGAAAAGAAGGGGAGAAAUUCCGUUUCCCUGGUGGGGGUACUAUGUUCCCCAAUGGUGUUAGUGCCUACGUUGAUUUGAUGCGAGAUCUGAUCCCAGAAAUGCACGAUGGGACCAUUCGAACUGCCAUCGAUACUGGAUGUGGGGUUGCUAGCUGGGGAGGUGAUCUACUAGAUCGUGGAAUUCUAACAGUCUCCCUUGCUCCAAGAGAUAAUCACGAGGCUCAAGUUCAAUUUGCUCUGGAACGUGGAAUUCCUGCAAUUCUGGGCAUCAUUUCUACUCAGAGGCUUCCGUUCCCGUCAAACUCAUUCGAUAUGGCUCAUUGCUCAAGGUGUCUUAUCCCAUGGACAGAAUUUGGUGGGAUCUACCUUCUAGAAAUACACCGCAUACUCCGUCCUGGAGGCUUCUGGAUUCUAUCCGGUCCUCCUGUGAACUAUGAAAACCGUUGGAGAGGCUGGAACACAACCAUUGAAGACCAGAAAUCCGACUACGAAAAGUUGCAGGAUUUGCUUACUUCAAUGUGCUUCACAUUGUACAACAAAAAGGAUGACAUCGCCGUGUGGCAAAAAUCAAAAGACAACACUUGCUAUUCUAAGCUCGCCAUCCCAGAUGCCUACCCACCCAAGUGUGACGAUGGCACAGAGCCGGAUUCGGCAUGGUACACUCCACUCCGUCCUUGUGUUGUCAUUCCAAACCCUAAGCUCAAGAAAGACCUGAAAUCCCUUCCCAAAUGGCCCGAACGAUUGCAUGUAGGGCCCGAACGGGUGGCUGAUAUCCGUGGUGGCAGUGUUGGUUCCUUCAGGCGCGAUAAUAGUAUGUGGAAGGUGCGAGCGAAGCACUAUAAGAAAUUGGUACAGGCAAUUGGGAGCGAUAAGAUAAGAAAUGUGAUGGACAUGAAUACACUUUACGGUGGUUUUGCUGCGGCUUUGAUUGGUGAUCCCCUUUGGGUGAUGAAUGUCGUAUCUUCCUAUGCUUCUAAUACACUUGCUGUUGUGUAUGACAGGGGACUCAUUGGAACCUAUCAUGACUGGUGUGAGGCUUUCUCAACGUAUCCUCGAACAUAUGAUCUCCUCCAUCUUGAUGGUCUUUUUACUGCUGAAAGCCAUAGGUGUGAGAUGAAGUAUGUGCUCUUGGAGAUGGAUAGGAUCCUGAGGCCAAAAGGGUACGCGAUAAUCCGAGAAUCCAACUAUUAUGUGGAUGCGGUCGUUGUCAUUGCCAAAGGGCUGAGAUGGGGAUGCCGUAAAGAAGACGCCGAGAAAGGAUUUGAAAAGGAGAAAAUCCUAAUUUGUCAGAAGAAACUCUGGUAUUCCUCUAACCGGAACUCCAGAUGAUAAACAAGGCUAUACAAAUUCUGGUGAUAAAACUUUAUGAGGUUGGAUAUAUUCAUUCAACCAGGCAUAGAAAGAGAAGUUACCAUUUACAGGGAAAUUAAUUUAUUCGUUUAAGUAUUCUUAAUAUCCAAAGUAUUAUUUUUUAAAAUUAGGUGCCCAAUAAUCUAUUCCCCUUAAUUUCUUGUACUUCGGGUAUAGCAUAGUACGUGUAGAUGAACGAGGGGAGCUAUGCUCUUCUUUUAGUUUGUGUGUCCCCCUUUUCUUUCUUUGUAAAACUUAGUGUGAAAUAUGUGAAUGUGUUGAAAAAUUCGCACUUCACAGCUUUUGAUUUUAGUGUAUGUAAUGGAAUUAGCUUUCCCGACUUGUUGCA
Molecule: messenger RNA, 4121 nt
Organism: Rhododendron vialii
Lineage: Eukaryota; Viridiplantae; Streptophyta; Magnoliopsida; Ericales; Ericaceae
Product: probable methyltransferase PMT21
Exons: 8
Coding region: 1946-3751 (601 amino acids)
Cellular component (GO): endosome; cytoplasm; trans-Golgi network
Molecular function (GO): methyltransferase activity
Source: RefSeq, a predicted model, not a curated record